Molecule: messenger RNA, 5408 nt
Organism: Chelonus insularis
Lineage: Eukaryota; Metazoa; Arthropoda; Insecta; Hymenoptera; Braconidae
Gene: if
Product: inflated
Exons: 12
Coding region: 235-4803 (1522 amino acids)
Biological process (GO): cell adhesion mediated by integrin; cell-cell adhesion; integrin-mediated signaling pathway
Cellular component (GO): integrin complex; external side of plasma membrane
Molecular function (GO): integrin binding
Source: RefSeq, a predicted model, not a curated record
GGAUAGUUUAUUCAGUCUGUCCGCGACCGUGCACGAUUAUUUGUCGGGUUUUUCUGGUCGUGCGUAAGCUCUUUUAUUCUUUUUAUAUUAAUUUUAUUUAUUAUCGCUCUUGUGUUUAUGUGUUAAUUUCAAAUGUAAAUAAUGCAUUUAACAUAAAAAAAAAGGCAAUCAAGAACGGAUAUAAAGUUCGAUAAAUAAAAUAGUGAUAGUGUUUUUACAUGCCGAAUAAUCAAAAUGAGUGAGUUAUGUUGUUUUCGCGCGCUUUCCUUGCUCAUAAUUGUGCUAGGAUUUUAUUUAACACUAUGGAGUACAGAAGCAUUUAAUAUUGAAACAAGGCACUACACAUCGUACAAACAAGAAACGAAGUCUAUGUUUGGUUUUUCCGUUGCUGAAUAUCGCGACAGCAGCAGACGUGGAUGGGUAGUUGUUGGUGCACCGGAAGCCCAGACAUCACAACCAAAUGUUUACAGAGGAGGUGCCGUCUAUCGUUGUGAUGUAGCAGUUGAUGACAGUUGUGUUCCUGUGGAAUUUGAUCAUCAAGAAAAUAAUUAUAUAAAAAAUCCAAACAAACCAUACAACCUCAUCCAGAUAGACAACAAGACUUUGCAAUGGUUUGGAGCAACAGUGUCGACUUCUUUGGUAGACGGAGGACCUAUACUGGCAUGUGCACCAAGAUAUGUGUUCUUCUCUAUUUCCCAAUCGAAGAAAGACUUUGGUGAUAGUUCUAGGCCAUCCAUAGUUGGAAAUAGAAGAGAUCCAGUAGGUACUUGUUGGGUGACAAAUUUUACAUCAUCAGUUGAAUUUGCACCAUGUCGAACAAAAAAUUUUGGAUACCACAGACAAGGGUAUUGUCAGGCAGGUUUGGGAGCUGCAGUGUCUCGAGAUGGAGAGAGAGUUUUCAUUGGAGCACCUGGAAGUUGGUAUUGGCAAGGUCAGCUGUACUCAGUGAUGAGAAGAAUGGAAAAUUUUCCUUUCCUACCUCCAGGAAAUGCCUCGUUCGGUGUUUUUCAAGGACAAACAUACACCCAAAUGCUAAACAAUCGGGGCAAAGUAAUGUUUACCAAAGAAGGCUCGCCAGAAGAAGAUGACAGUUAUCUUGGGUAUUCUCUAACUUCCGGAGACUUUAUUGGCAAUGGUGACACUGGAACUGCUGUAGGAAUGCCUAGAGGGUAUAGCCUUCAUGGCAAAGUAAUUUUGCUUGAUUCUAAUAUGACGAAUCAUCAAAACAUUACUGGUGAGCAAAUGGGAGCGUACUUUGGUUACGCAUUGGCAUCAGGAGACAUUGAUGGUGAUGGAUUGGACGAUCUGAUUGUCGGAGCACCGAUGUAUACAAUACCAGACAAUCCCGAAAUGAAUAUCGAAACUGGACGUAUUUACAUAUUUUAUGGAAAAGGACCAGAUAAAUAUCGACAAUUUGUCACUAGGGAUGGAGAGAGCAAUAGAGGUCGGUUCGGGUUAUCUUUAGCUUCUCUUGGUGACGUAGAUCGUGAUGGAUAUGGAGAUUUCGCUGUUGGCGCACCUUAUGCUGGACCUGAAGGUCGUGGAGCCGUAUAUAUUUAUCAUGGUUCGCAUGAAGGCGUACUCGACGUAUAUUCCCAAGUGAUACAUGCUGAAGAUCUUAGCAACAAUGUUCGAACUUUUGGGUUCUCAAUCGCAGGUGGUCUUGAUUUAGACGGAAAUCGCUAUCCAGAUAUGGUGGUUGGAUCUUAUGAGUCAGGAACAGCUAUGUUUUUCCGAUCAAGACCUGUAAUAAAGAUGGUUCCUCAAGAUACAUUUGUGGAGUUUGGAUCUUCCUCCAAAUUAAUAUCUCUGGAUGACAAAGAAUGUACCUUGUCUGAUACAACACGUGUUACAUGUCUUCCGCUGAAGGCUUGUUUCAAAUACACUGGCGAUGGAGUGUCUUCUACAUAUGAAUUUAAUGUUCAGUAUGUUCUCGAUGUAAAGAAGACAAAGAGUCCUCGACUUUUCUUUUUGGAACAUGAAGGAAGAAAUACCUUAAAUCAUACCAUAACUGUUGAUCGCAAUGAACAAUUCUGCCGGACUGUAAGGGUGUACGUUACUCCAAGCAUCCGUGAUAAAUUAACUUCUUUAGAUGCGGAGAUGCGAAUGAGUCUUGCAGAAGAACGCUGGUCAGAUAAGCGUCCACGCGAUCCACGCAUCCUUCUCAGGCCAGUACUCGCGACGACCUCAUCGAAAAAGGAUACACUAUCUAUCCGCAAGAAUUGUGGUCCCGACAAUAUCUGUACGCCAGAUCUACAGCUAACUGUUACACCCAGUGUCACCAAGUAUCUCUUUGGCUCAGGCAAACCUUAUGAGCUUGAAAUAUAUAUUAAAAAUGCCAAUGAAGAUGCAUUCGAAGCAACCUAUAAUCUUAUUCUGCCUCCCGGCGUUAAUUACAUCAAGAUUAAAAGGAUUGACAAGGGAGAAAUUCCAGUACAAUGUUCAGCCCCAAAACAAUCAAAUAAUAAUACUCUCAAAUGUGAUAUUGGUAAUCCUUUAUCUAAAGGAAACCUUGUGCAUUUUAUUGUGUUCUUACAACCUAUCGACGUUCAUAAUGAAAAAUCGACAUACGAAUUUGAGAUGAAUGUUAAUUCAACUAACCCAGAGCCUACUGAAACGACGAGUGAUAACAUUCGACAUACGUCUCUUGAAAUUUGGGUAGAAACAGAUUUACUCAUCGAAGGAGAAAGUAAACCCAAAGACUUAUAUUAUGAUCCCGAUAAUUAUACGAUUAUUAACGCAACAACAGACGUUGAGUAUGGACCAGCAUUUACACAUAAUUACACAAUAAGAAACCAAGGUCCAUCAAGAAUUGAAGAGGCAGAAGUAUUCCUGAUUUGGCCAGCAGCAACUUUAGCCAAGGACGAUUUAGUUUAUUUGUUGGAACAGCCCGAAACGACAGGACCAUUAAGCUGUGCUACCGCCAACGCAAAUCCAUUAAGUCUCAAACUUGAACAACGGCGAAAACAGUAUUCAUAUUAUUCUACAACAUCGGGAAUUGUUCAUGAGAACUUAGCAGGUUCUAGAAAGAAUAUUAAUGUUCAUACAGGUUAUGAAUUUUCAACAGAGAAAAGUAAUUUUAAUAAAUACAUUGAAAAAGCACAGACUACUUAUCAUCAAGGCGGUAGUUGGAGUGGUGGAUCUUCAAAGGUUACGUCAUCGACACAUGGAGAAUCCAAUGUUAAUGAAAGUAAUAACAAGGGAGUGAUAAUUCAUGAAUCUGGAGGUAGCACUCAUGGAUUGGGUCAUGAUUCUAUUGGAAUAGUUCAUGUAUCUAAAGAUCAAGGUCUUUUAGGAUCUGCUGAUCUAUCAAACGAUAACAAUCAAAAAACGUGGCAAAGUCAUAAAUUUAGAGAGCAAAAUAAAACUUACGCUAUUUAUGGUGGAUCAGGCGAAAGAGAUUCAACAGUUGACAGUGAAGAAAUAAACAGAAAUGUUGAAGUAGAACAGACGUACGAUGAUAAAAGAUAUUUCAAAAAUUUAGAAGAAGAAAAGAUACGUCAAAGAAAUAAAGAAAGACUUUUGGAAGAGCAAAGAAGAGCAGAAGAAAAAAAUAUACGUAACAAAGAAUAUGUUUAUGGAACCGAGAGACACUAUGAAAAUGAAAAUACUUAUACAUCUAGUGGACCAGAGAUAGCGCAUAGACUUAAUUUUACUCAAGAUACUGAAAAUUAUCUCAAUUCAUUGUCACGUACUUUAGGAUAUGAUAACUAUUAUAAACAAGGCAAUAGAUAUCUUCAGUUUCUUGGUAGAGUCCGAGUAUCUGAAGAUGGUAAAGAGUAUAUUGAAUUUAAAAAUGGCCUGAUAUUCCCUCUUAGAGAUCGUUAUGGAGAACAAAGUUACUUUACUCAGUCGAGUACAGUGGAUCGUAGUUUUAAAAAAAUUGAAGCUCAAAUAAUUCAAGGAGAUGAUGGUCAAGUUUACUGUCGUCUUGCAGAUGACCGACAAUUUCCUCUACAAAGUUCGUGGUCUUACACAGAGACGAGAACAUAUAAUGUUGGAGGAAGAUCAGGUGAUUCAGCCAGUUAUGGAGAUAAAGAGUUUAUUGAAGGAACUCUUAAGACUCAUGAUAGUUCAUGGAAGCAACAGACUGCUGGAGAAGAAAUCGAGACUCAUAAAACUCAAACGCAUCAUGAAAAAAAAUAUAUGUCUGAACGACGACAUGGUACCAAGGUUUAUAGUCAAGAAGCGGAUGCUUAUGGCAAAAUUCAAAAUUAUGAAGAUGGUCAUUCGAGAUAUGAAAGAAGUGCAGAAAAUACUUAUAAAUUAAGACAAUACCAAAGUCAUGCAGAAAUGUAUCAAGGAGAUGGGAUAUUGUUUGACCCAGAUGAGGAGUCAGAGAGUGAGUCUGAAAAAAUUUUACCUUUGUGUGAAGCUGCCAGGUGUGUUCGGCUAAAAUGUACAUUGGGUAGACUGGAAAAAGAUGAAGAGGUUUCAAUAAGUGCUAGAUAUCGAAUAAAAGGAACCACGUUGAAAAAAGUUGCACUUAAUGAACCGGUCAAGAUAUCCACACAGUUGGUUGCAAGAAUUACAAAACUGCCAUUUAUUGGUAAACCUGCCGAAGAAAUGGUUAAAAGUCAUGAAAUGUAUACGAAUGUUGAACCAACUGUUCGUCUGGCUGAAUCAGAUACUGUUCCUUUGUGGGUUGUUGUUUUGUCUGCGUGCGCAGGAACGGUUAUUUUACUGCUACUGAUCUUCCUACUUUAUAAGUGCGGAUUUUUCAAGAGAAAUCGGCCAAGCGAUGUACCAGAGCGGCAGCCUCUAAAUAGAAAUGGCCAUUUUCAUGGGGAUGAUCAUCUAUGAACAAAAAACCAACUGGUUUAUUAGUAAUAAAAUUGUAAAUUUAUAUUCAACAAUGUGCCUUGGCUCUUAGCUACAGUAACUAUCGAGAGAAACAUAAUCUCAACAAUAUAGUCGCAUAAUAAUCAUACAAGUGUUGAGUUCACGGAAAAACUAAAAAUUAAUUUAUUGUAAUUAUUGCGAAAAAGGUUCGCCAGUGGCCGGGAACUUCUUAUCAAUAAAUAUAAAAAACGAUUAUGCUUAGGAAUAGCUAUUUUAUAAUAAUCGAAGCAAUAAAAAUUAUUAUAACUGCCAAGAAAAUACUCUUGACAGCUCCUGCAGUUGAAUUCUGCAAGUUUCUAGUCAGAAACAUUAUAAUCAUAAUGACUUAAAUUGUAUAUGUAUUAUCUAAAUAUUUUUCAUUACCUUUCAUUAACAUCUAUUUUAUAUUUUUUUAAUUAAUGAAACACUUGUUAACUGCAGGAGCUCAUGGCAAAAAGUUCGAAUAAUCUUUGCCUAACAAUAAAAUAAAUAAUAUUUUUAAUACGAUUUUUAUUUUUAAAGAACAUUAGUUGCAGGUUAACAAAUAUUAUUGUUUCAUUAGUAGGAAUUUAAUGAAAUUAUGUAUA